AAGGCCCGGGGGCACAUCCCUGCGGCGCCGAUUGGGGACCGAGGCCGCGAGGGCCAGCGGGAAAACGCACACAUAUUUUGGGUGAUUCGGACAUUGUCCCAUAAGGUCAUCGGACAGCUGUCACUUACAGGGAGAAUGAUCAGGUCUGCAUUUUAGAGUCGCCUCUUCCACCGUGAAAAUUGAAGGCAACUGUUGGUAAAAUGAUAUUGAAGCCACAGUUCCAUGCCAGGAACAGUUCUAAAUGCCCCGUGAAUUGCAGCGAUCUAGGUACAAGGUACUAUGUAUUAGGUGGAGGUCACGAUGGCGCUCCCCUCGGAGAGGAGCAACGACACCCUGCUGCCUGACUUGCCUGGUGGGCCCCUGUGCGCGUUCCGGGCUCGCGCGUCCUUCAGCUGGAGACAGCUGGCGCUGUUCCUGGAAAGUGAAAGCGAGCUGCGCCUGAAGAAAGCCAUCUUCUCGACUCUGGAGAAUGACCCCCUGUUUGCCCGUCCCUGUGGAGGUGACCUCUCAAUGGAGAAGUACCGGGAACUGAGCUUCCUGCGCUACAGACGGAUCUUCGAGUAUGACUUCCUCUCCAUGCAGAACAUGCUCACCAGCCCUCUGCAAAUGUCCACGUUCAUCAGCUGCCUGGGCAUGUAUGACUGGUCCCUGGCCACCAAAUUCUUCCUGAGUGUAUUGACUUUUGGAUCAGCAAUCUACAGCUCUGGUUCUAAAAGACACUUGAAAUACAUUCUGCAGCUUCUCAGUAUGGAGAUUUUUGGAUGUUUUGCUCUGACUGAAUUAAGUCACGGGAGCAAUACGAAGGCCAUCCGAACUACCGCUCACUAUGACCCCGCCACCGAGGAAUUCAUCAUACAUUCCCCUGAUUUUGAAGCCGCCAAGUUUUGGAUCGGCAACUUGGGCAAGACAGCCACUCACGCGUUGGUGUUUGCUCAGCUCUGCAUGCCAGGCGGCCAGUGCCACGGACUGCACGCCUUUGUCGUGCAGAUUCGGGACCCAAAGACCCUCCUUCCCAUGCCAGGGGUGAUGGUUGGUGACCUAGGGAAGAAGCUCGGGCAGAACGGUCUGGACAAUGGAUUUGCUAUGUUCCACAAGGUUAGGAUUCCUCGCCAAGACCUCCUGAACCGGACUGGAGAUGUCACCCCUGAGGGCACCUAUGUCACCCCCUUUAAGGACAGCAGGCAGCGCUUUGGAGCUUCCCUGGGCAGCUUAUCCUUCGGCCGGGUCUCCAUCAUUUGCAUGUCCGUCAGUAACUUAAAGAUGGCCGUGUCCAUAGCGCUGCGCUUCUCAGCCACUCGGCGUCAGUUCGGCCCAACAGAUGGGGAGGAGAUACCGGUGCUCGAGUACCAGAUGCAGCAGUGGCGCUUGCUCCCAUACCUGGCGGCUGCCUACGCUUUAGACCACUUUUCCAAGUCGCUGUUCGUGGACAUGGCAGAGUUUUACCGAGACGUUCUGAAGAAGAACUGGAGCGCCAGGCAGGCAGAGCUCGGACGUGAGAUCCACGCCUUGACGUCAGCUGGCAAGCCCCUGGCCUCGUGGACUGCCCAGCGGGGAAUUCAGGAAUGCCGGGAGGCGUGCGGUGGACACGGCUAUCUGGCCAUGAAUCGCCUGGGCAACCUCAGAGACGACAAUGACCCGAACUGCACAUACGAAGGUGACAACAAUGUCCUGCUGCAGCAGACCAGCAACUACCUGCUCGGCCUGUGGGCUCGCCAGGGCCAAGGUGGCGCUCGCUUUGAGAGCCCUCUGAAGACCGUGAACUUUCUGGAAGCCUCUUCAGACAUCCUUGGCCGGAGGUUCGAGGGCCCCAGCGGCGGCGGCUGCCUGGACUCCUCAGUCCCCCUGGCAGCCUACGAGUGGUUGGUUUGUUACCUGCUCCAAGAGAGUCACCAAAAGUUGGAUCAAGAGAAAAGGUCAGGAAAGAAUGACUUUGAUGCAAGAAACAACUGCCAGGUGUAUUACUGCCGCUCCUUGGCCCUGGCGUUCCUGGAGCUCACCGUGGUGCGGAGGUUCCAUGCGUACACACAUCAGCCCAGCGUGCCGCCCUCGCUGCGGGCCGUGCUGGGGCGGCUCAGUGCCCUCUACGCCCUGUGGUCCCUGAGCCAGCACACGGCGCUGCUCUACCGAGGUGGCUACUUUUCUGGCGAGCAAGCAGGUAAAAUGAUAGAGAACGCCAUCUUGGACCUGUGCUCCCAGCUGAAAGACGAUGCGGUGGCCCUGGUGGACGUGAUCGCCCCUCCCGACUUUGUGCUGGACUCACCGAUCGGCAGAGCCGACGGCCAGCUCUACAGAAACCUCUGGAGCGGUGUCCUGCAGCAAAGCCAGGUGCUGGAGCGGGCCUCGUGGUGGGCGGAGGUCUCCACCAACAAGUCUGUCGUGGGCAGUCGGAAAGCCAAGCUGUAGCUACGCCAGCACAGGUCCAGCCAGUCUAACUGAGCAAAUCAAGCUAAUGACGACAUUGACCUCAAAUUCUAGUUCCAGGAAAUACGAUUCCUUCCACUCCCUGAACGUGCAUCCCCGCGCUUACCUGCUGGUUCUCCCACUGCACCCGAGCCCACGGGCCCCUCCUGGGCUGGGCUCACCUGAGUCGCACCAGGAGGAAUAACACCUGAAGCACAGGACUGGUUUGGAAAAAGCCUCUACAAUCGCAUCUGCUUGGUGGACUGUCGAUUUUUGAUCAUUGGAACUUUACACAUUGUAUUUUCACAUACUAAAUAUAAUGCUGACUGCUCAUAAUCAGGGAUUUUCUGGUCAGAUACUCUGCAUUUAUCUGAGGUGGUUAACAAAGUGUGCUUCACUAAGCACUGAAUGAUGCCAAUCUGAUUCUUUACUAACCCCAGUUUGACUUUAUCACAUAAUUAAAUUAUAUUAUAACCUUA
Messenger RNA from Manis pentadactyla (Chinese pangolin), 2879 nucleotides. RefSeq names its product acyl-CoA oxidase 3, pristanoyl (gene ACOX3). Lineage: Eukaryota; Metazoa; Chordata; Mammalia; Pholidota; Manidae. Gene Ontology annotation, cellular component: peroxisome. Gene Ontology annotation, biological process: fatty acid beta-oxidation using acyl-CoA oxidase; lipid homeostasis. Bases 301 to 2403 code for a protein of 700 amino acids. Gene Ontology annotation, molecular function: FAD binding; pristanoyl-CoA oxidase activity; fatty acid binding. The record is from RefSeq and is a predicted model, not a curated record. The transcript is spliced from 18 exons.